Nasonia vitripennis (jewel wasp) is the source of this 621-nucleotide messenger RNA. Its product is annotated as venom protein U. NCBI's taxonomy places the organism in Eukaryota, Metazoa, Arthropoda, Insecta, Hymenoptera, Pteromalidae. The record is from RefSeq and is marked inferred. The transcript has 4 exons. The coding region runs from base 1 to 621 and encodes 206 amino acids.
AUGAAACUAAUAUUCACAACUCUAGGAUUUUUGGCUACUAUUUGUGGAAGCCUAGGAAUGUCUAAUUUGGAAACAGCCACUACGAUAUUGGAUGAAGUUAAAUAUUUGAAGAAUGAAAUAGCAAGUGUUCAACGAGAUGUGGAAUAUCUAAGUGUAAAAAAAUUGUUAGAAAAUCCGGAUAUUCAUAAAAUACAGGUUGCAUUAGAAAAAGCAUUGCAAUCACAAUCCAUCACGGCCGAUUGUACCACAAGCCUUGAUAAUAGUUUUAGGAUUCUUGUUGAAAAAGUCAACGAAGAACUUUUACCAGAAGUAUUAAAACAUGUGACUGAAGAUGCUAACUUUUUUCAUAACACUCAAAAGGAAUUAAAUGAGAUAGAAAAAGGUCUUGAGCAAAUCCAGAAAGAUGAUAAAGCUUCAAGCAGUAAUGAUGAUGAAGAAAACAGGAACCUGAUAUUAACAUAUCUUGAUAAAACAGAGAAACUUUUCCGAUUUGUUGAUCCCCAACAAUACAGAGUGCUUGAUAUGAUCAGUUCUUCACCUUAUUUUGAUUCAGAAGAUGUACUUAAACGAGUCAAAGAUGAUUUUGUUACACCAUCUGCUAAUUGUAUUAAAGUAGAAUAA